Messenger RNA from Thermothelomyces thermophilus ATCC 42464, 270 nucleotides. RefSeq lists its product as uncharacterized. The transcript has 3 exons. The annotation marks the transcript as partial. The record is from RefSeq and is a predicted model, not a curated record. NCBI's taxonomy places the organism in Eukaryota, Fungi, Ascomycota, Sordariomycetes, Sordariales, Chaetomiaceae.
CUUAAUAAUAAGGCAUUAAUGCAAUUAUUCUAUAAUGGCUUAAAGGAAAAGGUUAAGGACAAGCUAUAUAAGUAUAAUCAACCUAAGACUCUAGAUAAAUAUAUCCCUAGCCUAGGUAUUAUGGAACCGGACAAGAUAUAUAGGACUCGUGCUAGAAAACGAGGUCGAAUAAACGGAACCAUAGUUAAGGCUAACGACAAGAAAAAGCGAGUAUACGUCAGUACCUCGUACAGGACGUACCCCGGAGCUAUAGAUAUAGAUAUAGCGUAG